Nerophis lumbriciformis (worm pipefish) is the source of this 1396-nucleotide messenger RNA. RefSeq names its product cathepsin Z (gene ctsz). The record is from RefSeq and is a predicted model, not a curated record. Gene Ontology annotation, molecular function: cysteine-type peptidase activity. Gene Ontology annotation, biological process: proteolysis. Lineage: Eukaryota; Metazoa; Chordata; Actinopteri; Syngnathiformes; Syngnathidae.
GGCAAUGAGUCAGCUGACAGGUGAAGAAGUAGGUCGGGCAGUAGACAAGUCGGUAAAGACGUCGACCGGUAACCGAUGGCGCGAACGAAUGUUGUUGUGCUACUCUCGGUCUUGUUGUCGGCUGUGUCCGCCGGACUGUAUUUCAACAAGCAGCAGCCUUGUUAUGUCCGAGCGACGCCGAGGAAAAACGGCUUCGGACUGCGGACGUCACCUCGUCCUCACGAGUACUUGAGUAUUGUCGACCUGCCCAAGUCGUGGGACUGGAGGAAUGUGAACGGGACCAACUUUGUCAGCACAACUCGCAACCAGCACAUUCCUCAGUAUUGUGGCUCGUGUUGGGCUCACGGCAGCACCAGCGCCAUGGCAGAUCGCAUCAAUAUAAAGCGCAAAGGGGCAUGGCCGUCUGCAUACCUCUCAGUGCAGCACGUGAUCGACUGCGGCCAAGCAGGUAGUUGCCACGGCGGGGAUCACGGUAGCGUUUGGGAGUACGCAAACCAACACGGCAUCCCAGAUGAGACCUGCAACAACUACCAGGCUAAGGACCAGAAGUGCAAGCCCUUCAACCAGUGUGGUACCUGUACCACCUUCGGCGUGUGCAACAUUGUCCAAAACUACACUCUGUGGAAGGUGGAGGAUUACGGCCCGGUCAGCGGGAGGGAGAAGAUGAUGGCAGAGAUCUACGCCAGAGGACCGAUCAGCUGCGGGAUCAUGGCCACAGACAAGCUGGAUGCCUACGCAGGCGGCGUCUACUCAGAGUACAAGGAAGAACCCUUCGUCAACCACAUCGUGUCGGUCGCGGGGUGGGGAGUGGAGGAUAGUGUGGAGUACUGGAUUGUACGCAACUCCUGGGGGGAGCCUUGGGGGGAGAAGGGCUGGCUCAGGAUCGUUACCAGCGCCUACAAGGGAGGAAGUGGAAGUUCGUACAACCUGGCACUGGAGCAGGACUGCGCAUAUGGAGACCCUAUAGUCCCGAAAGACUACCGAGUCUAGUAUUAAUCCCAGGGUUCAUUGCUGUCUUUUUUAAUCCUCAUUGCAAAGGGAAUACGUGAGAUUUAGUUUUUUAAGUUUUUAAAUUUCAGUGCCAAUGUGGACGCUUGGAUCUAAGGUUUUGUUUUGUUUCUGAGAGGCUGUUGAACAGUCACACAUUUUGAAUGAUAACCAAUCAGGAGAUAGGACACAUGAUCACACACUGAAUUGAAAAUAUUAACGAACUUCAAUCACAAACAGAAAUCAACAACAUAUUUAGACACGCAUGCUGGAUCUGUGUUAAAAUAUCCACGGCUGCUACACAGCUGAUUAAAGUGUGCCUUAUGCUAAAACAUGAUCUUUUUUGGUCUUUUCACAAAUGUAAUGUACACAUUCAGACAAUAACGUGUCAAUAAAGUCUUUAAAGUGA